UAUGAUGUCUUAAAUACAGUAAACACGUCGCGUGCUGUGUUUCCCUGCUCAGAGGGAGGUGUACGUCUGAGCGGUUGGAGGUGGGUGGAGGCUGGCAGAGGCUGUGGCUCCUCCUCUGGUUCAGGGCGCGGUCUGCGUGGGGAAAACUUUGAGCAGCUGAAGUUGUUGGAGUUUACAGCCGUGUGAUCUUCCUCCUCUUCAUCAUGUCCGGCGUUGCGUCCACUCUGGCCAAGAAGCGCGCUCUGGCCGCGGGCUUUGGCACCAACGCGAACGCGGUCCCGUACCUGAACCAGAACUUCAACGCGCUGCGCGCCCAGUGCCGUUCCGCGGGCAAGCUCUUCUGCGACCCGACGUUCCCCGCCGCGCCCGAGUCUCUGGGCUUCAACGAGCUGGGCCCGAGCUCCUACAAGGUCCGCGGAGUCAGCUGGAAGAGGCCCACGGAGCUCGUCUCUAAACCGGAGUUCAUUGUGGGCGGGGCCACCAGGACUGAUAUCUGCCAGGGCGCACUGGGUGACUGCUGGCUGCUGGCGGCCAUCGCCUCUCUGACCCUGAAUGAAUAUGUGAUGGCCAGAGUUGUUCCCACGGACCAGGACUUUGGGGACAGCUACGCCGGCAUCUUCCACUUCCAGUUCUGGCAGUUCGGUGAGUGGGUGGACGUGGUGAUCGACGACCGGCUGCCGGUCAAAGACGGCGAGCUGAUGUUCGUGCACUCGGCCGAGGGGAGGGAGUUUUGGAGCGCCUUGUUGGAGAAAGCCUACGCCAAAGUGAACGGCUGCUACGAGGCGCUGUCUGGCGGGUCCACCACUGAGGGCUUCGAGGACUUCACCGGCGGCAUCGCAGAGGACUACGACCUCAAAAAGCCCCCCUCCAACUUGUUCCAGAUCAUCAAGAAGGCGCUGGAAGCUGGAUCGCUGCUGGGUUGCUCCAUCGAUAUCACGAGCGCCGCAGACUCUGAAGCUGUGACUCAUCAGAAGCUGGUGAAAGGCCACGCCUACUCGCUGACGGGCGCCGUGGAGGUGAACUACCGAGGGCGUCAGGAGAAGCUGGUGAGGAUGAGGAACCCGUGGGGCCAGGUGGAGUGGACGGGACCGUGGAGUGACGGGUCGUCUGAGUGGAACUAUGUGCAGGGGGAGUGUCCUCACAGCAACGCAGAAGAUGGAGAGUUCUGGAUGUCCUUCAGCGACUUCCAGCGUCACUACUCUCGUAUCGAGGUAUGCACUCUGACCCCGGACACCAUCGAGAACGACUCCGUCAAACACUGGAGCGUCAGCAAGUUUGACGGCGGCUGGAGGAGAGGCUCCACUGCCGGAGGCUGCAGGAAUAACCCGUACACGUUCUGGACGAAUCCGCAGUUCGUGAUUAAGCUGGCCGAGGAGGACGAUGACCCCGACGACGGCGAGGUGGGCUGCAGCUUCGUGGUGGGUCUUAUCCAGAAGAACCGCAGGAAGCUACGCAAACAGGGCGAGGACAUGCACACCAUCGGCUUCGCCAUCUACGAGCUUCCACAACAGUUCCACGGCCAGAGGGACGUACACCUGGAUAAGAACUUCUUCCUGAGCCACGCUCAGACGGCGAGGUCAGAAACCUUCAUCAACCUGCGUGAGGUCAGCUCUCGCUUCAAGCUGCCGCCGGGCGAGUACCUGAUCGUCCCGUCCACCUUCGAGCCGCACCUGAACGGAGACUUCUGCAUCCGGGUGUUCUCCGAGAAGCAGACGGAGACCGUGCCCUGCGACGACCCCGUCAGUGCCAAACUUGAUGAUGAGACGGUGUCAGACAGCGAGGUGGACGCCGGGUUCAGGGGCCUCUUCACUAAACUCGCCGGAAGUGACAUGGAGAUCUCUGCAGUGGAGCUGAGGACCAUCAUGAACAAAAUCGUCUCCAAACGAACUGACAUCAAAACUGACGGCUUCGGCAUGGAGACGUGCAGGGCGAUGGUGAACCUGAUGGACGACAGCAGCAACGGGAAGCUCGGCCUCGGGGAGUUUGCCACGCUGUGGAAGAAGGUGCAGAGAUACCUGUCCAUCUACAAGAAGAACGACUCUGAUAACUCGGGGACGAUGUGCACACCUGAGAUGAGAGUGGCCUUCAAAGACGCAGGUUUCACUCUCAAUAACAACAUCUACCAGCUGCUGGUGGCCCGAUACGCCGACCCCGACAUGACCAUCGACUUCGACAACUUCGUGGGAUGUCUGAUGAGGCUGGAGAUGAUGUUCAAGGUCUUUACGAAGCUCGACACUAAGGGCAGCGGUUUCAUUGAGCUCGACUUCCAGCAGUGGUUAAACUUCGCCAUGAUCUGAGCCGCAGCCUCAGUGGUUACUGCAGCACGCCUUCUUCGCCGUUUACUGGCCGCCUCCCUUCCUGUCACCGCUCCUGUUUUAUAUGCAUGGUUUAGUUUCUACACUAACUUACUGACAUGUAAAGUCAAUAAAUUCUCCAAACCUGGAAA
Pundamilia nyererei is the source of this 2446-nucleotide messenger RNA. Its product is annotated as calpain-2 catalytic subunit-like. The transcript has 21 exons. The coding region runs from base 204 to 2297 and encodes 697 amino acids. The record is from RefSeq and is a predicted model, not a curated record. Gene Ontology annotation, cellular component: cytoplasm. Gene Ontology annotation, molecular function: calcium ion binding; calcium-dependent cysteine-type endopeptidase activity. Gene Ontology annotation, biological process: proteolysis. Lineage: Eukaryota; Metazoa; Chordata; Actinopteri; Cichliformes; Cichlidae.